This is a messenger RNA of Capsella rubella, 2237 nucleotides long. RefSeq names its product ADP,ATP carrier protein 1, chloroplastic. Gene Ontology annotation, cellular component: membrane. Bases 109 to 1956 code for a protein of 615 amino acids. Gene Ontology annotation, molecular function: ATP:ADP antiporter activity. The transcript is spliced from 5 exons. The record is from RefSeq and is a predicted model, not a curated record. Gene Ontology annotation, biological process: nucleotide transport. NCBI's taxonomy places the organism in Eukaryota, Viridiplantae, Streptophyta, Magnoliopsida, Brassicales, Brassicaceae.
ACUAACCAACCAAACCAGUCAAGUCACCUUUUAUCAUCUCUCUAUCUCAUCCUCCUCCAUUUCUCUCCGGCCUUUCUCUGUAUUUGCUGGAGAAAGAGAUAGAGAGCAAUGGAAGCUGCGAUACAAACCAGAGGACUUCUCUCCUUACCCGCCAAACCCAUCGGAGUGAGAAGCCUUCUCCAGCCUUCCCAUGGGUUCAAGCAGAGACUUUUCGCCGCCAAGCCAAGAAACAUUCCUGGGCUGUCCCUCUCCUUUAACGCGCACAAGAAAGUUCAAACCUUUGAGCCAAUCCCUCACGGGAUUUCAAUUUCCCACAGAGAGAGAAGCACCGAGUUCAUAUGCAAGGCGGCGGCCGGCGACGGCGACUCUGAAGCAAUUGCAGCGUCGCCGAAGCUUCUGGGUGUGGAGGUUACAACCUUGAAAAAGAUUAUCCCUUUAGGGUUGAUGUUCUUCUGUAUUCUUUUCAAUUACACAAUUUUAAGGGACACAAAGGACGUCUUGGUGGUGACGGCCAAAGGGAGUUCUGCUGAGAUUAUACCUUUCUUGAAGACAUGGGUGAAUCUUCCUAUGGCCAUUGGCUUUAUGCUCCUCUACACCAAACUCUCCAAUGUUCUCUCCAAGAAGGCUCUGUUUUACACCGUUAUCAUUCCUUUCAUCGUCUACUUUGGGGCCUUUGGUUUCGUGAUGUACCCUCUCAGCAACUAUAUCCACCCGGAAGCUCUCGCAGAUAAGCUUCUUGCAACCCUCGGCCCAAGAUUCAUGGGUCCUCUUGCAAUCUUGCGGAUUUGGAGUUUCUGUUUGUUUUAUGUCAUGGCUGAGCUUUGGGGUAGUGUCGUGAUCUCUGUUCUCUUCUGGGGCUUUGCUAAUCAGAUCACAACAGUGGAUGAAGCCAAGAAAUUUUACCCUUUGUUCGGUCUUGGAGCCAAUGUUGCGCUGAUUUUCUCAGGAAGAACUGUGAAAUACUUCUCUAACUUGAGAAAGAAUCUUGGUCCUGGAGUUGACGGCUGGGCAGUUUCGUUGAAAGCCAUGAUGAGCAUUGUGGUGGGAAUGGGACUAGCGAUCUGUUUCCUCUAUUGGUGGGUCAAUAGAUAUGUUCCUCUUCCAACCCGUAGCAAGAAGAAGAAGGAGAAACCAAAGAUGGGAACGAUGGAAAGCUUGAAGUUCUUGGUGUCAUCACCAUACAUUAGGGAUCUUGCAACUUUAGUGGUGGCAUAUGGUAUUAGUAUCAACCUUGUGGAAGUUACAUGGAAAUCAAAGCUUAAAGCUCAGUUCCCUAGUCCAAACGAGUACUCAGCAUUUAUGGGAGACUUCUCAACCUGCACGGGCAUUGCAACAUUCACAAUGAUGCUUCUCAGCCAAUACGUAUUCGACAAGUAUGGUUGGGGAGUAGCUGCAAAGAUCACCCCAACUGUUCUGCUAUUGACCGGUGUUGCGUUCUUCUCUCUGAUAUUGUUUGGCGGCCCAUUCGCACCACUUGUUGCCAAGCUUGGAAUGACACCACUACUCGCAGCUGUCUAUGUUGGUGCCCUUCAGAAUAUCUUCAGCAAGAGUGCCAAGUACAGCUUGUUUGAUCCUUGCAAAGAAAUGGCGUAUAUCCCAUUGGAUGAGGACACCAAGGUUAAAGGCAAAGCUGCAAUCGACGUGGUCUGCAACCCAUUAGGGAAAUCAGGAGGAGCUCUAAUACAGCAGUUCAUGAUCUUAUCGUUUGGAUCACUAGCGAAUUCAACGCCAUAUCUAGGAAUGAUAUUGUUGGUAAUUGUGGGUGCGUGGUUAGCUGCGGCAAAGUCGCUGGAGGGACAGUUCAACAGCUUGCGGUCUGAAGAAGAGCUUGAGAAGGAAAUGGAGAGAGCUUCAUCAGUGAAGAUCCCUGUUGUGUCUCAAGACGAAAGCGGGAAUGGUUCCCUAGGAGAAUCUCCAAGCAGUUCACCAGAGAAGUCUGCUCCAACCAACAUGUAGAAAGGGUUUAGGGGAAACGAAAGAAGGAUGAAUCACAAAAAUAAGAUCUCGAGAGUGAGAAAGAUCAAUCUCUCUCUCUCUCAAACAAUCCCCCUUUUGCCACGACCACUCUGUCUUUAGUCUCUGUUAGCUUUUUUGAACAUUCUUUUCAGUUCAUUGUGGUAUUACGUUCCCUUAUAAACCUUUGGGCUGUGUUGUGUUGUUAUUAAGUAACAUGAAUAAGUUAGAUUUAGUUCUGAUAUGUAUUGAGCUGUGAAACCACUAAUCAACUUUGUGCUUAA